AUGUACCGCAUUGUCCGGCAUGACCAUGAAAUGGUAGACACAUGGAAGGCGGGAGGAUCGCGAUGCAUCGGGGAGAAAGGGAGGGAGGAGGGGUCUUACACGUGGACCGGAGGCGGCUCUGGUGACGCGAAAGAGACUUUUUUUUCUCUCUCUUCCCGCUCAUUUUGUUGCAUGGCCGGUGACGGGAAAGCGGAGGGUAGAGGCCGAAAUGGCAGGAUUGCGGUGUCACGGCGGACAAGGCGGUCGCCAGAAGUGUAUCGCGGCCUGCUGUUUUGGGAGUCGGCAGGUGCGCAGGGACUGGGGCAGUGGGUAGCAAUGACAUCAGCGUGUGUAAGAGAUAGCGAGGGCCCGGGUCAGGCGGCGGCGGGAAAAGGGGACUUUUGGCUGGGCCCUGCAUGGAGUGUGAGAGAGUUGGAAAAGGACCGGAUGCCUGCUGGAAGGGCUGUGGUGCAAAAGCAACGGGGAGGGGCUAGGGUGUGA
Messenger RNA from Bipolaris victoriae FI3, 480 nucleotides. RefSeq lists its product as hypothetical. NCBI's taxonomy places the organism in Eukaryota, Fungi, Ascomycota, Dothideomycetes, Pleosporales, Pleosporaceae. The record is from RefSeq and is a predicted model, not a curated record. The transcript is spliced from 2 exons. The coding region runs from base 1 to 480 and encodes 159 amino acids.